Messenger RNA from Polypterus senegalus (gray bichir), 1484 nucleotides. RefSeq lists its product as uncharacterized. Gene Ontology annotation, molecular function: zinc ion binding. The record is from RefSeq and is a predicted model, not a curated record. Bases 48 to 866 code for a protein of 272 amino acids. The transcript has 4 exons. Lineage: Eukaryota; Metazoa; Chordata; Cladistia; Polypteriformes; Polypteridae.
GAUUCGUUAAACACCGCCAACUGCACUCCGCAGCCAGACAGCUGAAGAUGCCGGACACGCAGCCACAAGAGACGGAGAAGCGCUACAAUCCGAAGGACACGUUCCUGAAAUUCGUCAGGAAACGCGACGAUAUCACCCUUGAUGAUGAUCCAAACACCCUCAGGGCUGAGAUGUCCUGUGGACAUGCAGUUGAUCCAAACUCACUGACGGCAUGGUGCAGAAGUCUUUUAGAUCAGGGUCAGUAUGUUUUCAAGUGCCCCGCAUUAAAGAAUGGAACAACGCGAAAAUGUGACGCAGUCUGGUCUUACGAUGAAGUCCGAAGGCUGGCAUUGCUGACUGAUGAGGAGCAGGCCCACUUUGAGGAAACCCUUGCAGUUCUGGCUGCUGCUGAAUACUGUGAAUUUAAACAGUGUCCAGGGUGCAAGACUUGUGUGGAGCGAGAAGAUCUGACCAACCUAUGUGUUCUCUGCACCAUCUGCACAGCUAUGAAGGGAAAUCUGUACCAGUUCUGUUGGCAGUGCCUGAAGGAGUGGAGGGGAGCGGCGCCACGAUCCGACCGCUGUGACAACGAAGGAUGCACCAACCAGCAACUUGACACCCUGCGGUCCUGUAGACUCAUCAGUUUGCCUGAAACUAUGAUAAAUGAGUGCCCUCAAAUUCGCGCUUGUCCGACUUGUGGAAAUCUUGUCGAACACAAUCGGACAGGGUGCAAGAACAUCCGCUGUAACAGGUGCCAGGUCGAGUUUUGCUUUGCCUGUUUGGAGACGACAAUUGUGUGUCAGAACACGCGCCGUGAUUAUUAUGGUCUCUGUGCCAAGCCAGUGGCUCCAAGGCAAACAAGCAUUCCUGUUUGGAGGAAAAAUUAAGAAAGAGAUGCAUUCAGAGUUAAUAAAGACCACAUGCAUUUUUGGAAGGUAUUGUCAAAAAGUUAAUAAAUGACUGUUAUCGCUUGCAUUCACUUUAAGCUUUAGACUUUAGUGAUUCUAUCAAAGAGGCUAAUGCACCUUAGCAAGCAGAUUUUAAAGUUUUACUUCUAUAUGCCUCUGUUGCUGUUAGGAUUAUGGCAGUAUCUUCCCCUAUUUACAGUUUUUGUCUUUUUUUUUCAUUUUCUCUUGCUAUCUGAUUUUUUACCUUGUUUUCGUUUUAUGUUAUGCUGUUCAUUUUCCCUGGUCUCUUACUCUCUCUCCUGUCCUGUGUUUGCAGGUUUGGGGCUUCAAUCUGCAUUAAGGUUCUCAGGUGCUGCUGUCAUUUGGACAGCAGUUACCUGAGGGGUCUGUUUAAGUCUCCUGCCUCCCACAAAAUGCUACUGGGACAUUAGAUACUUUAUUUGUACUUAAAGAACCUUCCAAACUAGGCUCAAUGUUAUUCUGGAGAAGUUAGGUGAAUAGGAUUGUUAGGUUAAAUGGCCUGUUCUUGUUAAAAUGCUUAUAGUGCUUACAGGUCCGUGCACAGAGUAACUCCAAUAAAAUACCUUUACAGAUUAA